AUGGAGUGCAAUAGAGAAGACGCGGCGAAGGCUAAGGAGCUAGCCGAAGCGGCUCUUUCAAGCGGCGAUUACGCCAGAGCUCGUCGACUAGUAACGAAAGCGCAGUCUCUCUUUCCCAAUCUCGACGGGCUCACGCAGGUCUCCGCGGUGGUUGAAGUCCACGAAGCUUCGCUGAACCGCGUGGGAGGUGACGUGGACUGGUACGCUCUCCUCCAAAUCCCCGCAUUCUGCGAUGACGACAGUCAGAUCAAGAAGGCGUACCGUCGCCUGGCGCUGCUGCUGCAUCCCGACAAGAACAAAACCAGCGGAGCGGAAGCGGCGUUCAAGCUGCUAUCCGAGGCGUUCACGGUGGUAUCAGACAAGCAGAAGAAGGCCGUGCAUGACGCCAAGCGACGAGUGAACGUAACCACAGGCCGAUCAGGAGCAGCAGCCGGCGCUAAGGCCUCGAGGAGUCAACAAAAGGCUCCAGCAGCAGCGAAGCCCCCGCCUGCAGCGCCCGCAGGAGCAGCAGCAGCAGGUGCGGGGGGACAGGGAGCGGGGAAUCAGUUCGAGACACGGUGUCCGACGUGCGGGACACGGUUCUUGUGCUUGAAGGACGCCAUGGCGGCCGUUGUACAGUGCAUCAUCUGCAAGAGCUCGUUCAAGGCUGUUCCUGCCACCGCGUCUGCCUCUAACGCGUCCGCCGCUGGCAAUGCAGCUGGGAGCGUGGAGGAGGCGUUGAGGGCUAGAGCGGAAGAGGAGAGGGCGCAGAGGGAGAGAGUAGCAGGGGAGGUGCAGCAGGAACAGGCGAAGGCGCAGGUGAGGCGGCAGAUGCAGAUGGACGAGUUGCUGGAGCGCAGGCAACGACAACAGGCGAAAACCGCCGCUGCUGCUGCGGGAGCUUCUGGUGCUGAGAAUGGCACUGCAGGUGUGCAAGCAGCAGCAGCAGGUGGAGAGAGUGAGAGGGGUGGCAUGGGGCAGGCACAGGGAGCGGGAGGAGGGGUGGGGGAGGACGAGGAGAUGGUUGGAGGAGGUACGAGGCGGUCGGCGCGCAGCAGGAAGCCGGUGGUAUACCACCUGGGAGAUGACGAUGAUGACGAUGAUGUCAUGGAGGUGACUGAGGCCGAGGCGGGGAUGAAAGGGGUCAAUGGGGUGGGCGCAGGGGGCGGCGGUCAGCCCAGGAGACCCAGGGCUGAUCAAGACGCAGCUGUGGGGGGUGAUUCGAGCAAGGGAUCUGGGGUUGAUGGUAGGCAUGGGAUGGCUGGAGAUGCCUCGGGGAGGGUGCAAGGAGAGGGGAAUUCCAUGGAUGUGCCUAUGGAAGGCAAGCCAGGGAUGUCAAGCCAUGCAGCAAGGAAGGAAGAGGGGAGUGGGAAGAAGAGUGGUGGUGGGAAGAGGAAUGGGUUUCUGCGUGAGGGGGAGGUGGUGGAGCUCAUUUCGUCUGAUGAAGAGGAGGCGGAGAGUGAGGAGGAAGAAGAGGAGGAGGGGGGAGAAGCACAGCGCUUCUCUGUUCCAGAUCCUGACUUCCACUGCUUCGAUGACGAUCGCACAGAAGAAACGUUCCGACAAGGCGAUGUAUGGACCCUGUAUGAUGACUCUGACGGCUUCCCCCGCUUCCUCGGCGCCAUCCGCCAAGUGUCCCACGUGCCCUUCUCCUGCACCAUAGUCUGGCUCGAGCCCGCCGCACUUUCUAAGAAACGCACUGCUGCCGCGACCGCCAUCACUCAGACCGAGGCAGCAGCUGCUCUGGCUGACCCAGCAGAAAGAGCAGAGCCCAGUAUUGGGUACUUUAAAUUUGGCAAACCCACAACACUUGACUCUGUUAACACCUUCUCUUUCCGGAUCUCCAAGCUGCUUUCCCCAAAUGCGCGUACGGCUACGGUUUUGCCGGAGAUAGGGCAGGUGUGGGCGCUGUAUGCGGAGAGGUCGUUUGCCAGGCGGAGGUAUUAUCUGGUGGAGGUGAUACCUGCUGAGUCGUCCAUACCGCUGCCGAGUGAUCCUGCAGUAGCAUCAGCAGCAGCAGCAACAGGAGUACAUGGGGUUACAGCGAUGGGGUGGAGGGCUGUGUGGUUCUUGGAGAGAGUCCCUGGUGGGGUGUUCAGCUCACUAUUUCAGAGAAUUCCUGGAGGAACGCAGUUUGUUCGCCUCAACAGUUUCUCACACCUCGUUCCAAGCUUCCACCUACAAGGCAAUGAGAGCAGCCCUAAGAGGUUACCCCCUCCUCCCCGUGGUGCUUUAGAGCUGGAUCCUGCUGCCACCCCCUCCAAUCUUGCUCCAUUUCUUCCUACAAUGGAGUUGUGA
Closterium sp. Yama58-4 is the source of this 2277-nucleotide messenger RNA. The record is from the annotation of a GenBank genome assembly. Lineage: Eukaryota; Viridiplantae; Streptophyta; Zygnematophyceae; Desmidiales; Closteriaceae.